CGCCGCCUUUUUUUUUUUUGUCGCUCUGAGGGGGAAUGGAGCCCGGCGGUGGCCGCCGCGAGAAGCUCCCGCCGCCGCCGCCGCCGCCGGUGCUGCCGCCGCCUGCCAAAGGCAAGGAGGGCCCCGGGUCCAGCGGCGUCGGAGGCAACGCCCGCCUGGAGAAGGCCAAGCAGCGCUCGGCUCAGCAGGAGCUGAAGCAGCGGCAGCGCGCCGAGAUCUAUGCCCUCAACCGGGUGAUGACGGAGCUGGAGCAGCAACAGUUUGAUGCCUUCUGCAAGCAGAUGAGGGCUUCCAGUGAGUGACCCCUGCAGACAGCCAGAUCUUUGCUCCCCACACAAGACUUCACUCAAGGUCUGGAUGCUGGACCACGGUCAGUGGUCUGUUAAGCCACGGUGGGAAGUCCCCAGACCCUUUUUCCUCUGUGCUACGGCAGUGCCUCUCAGCCGCUUCUAAGUCCUUGCCAAAAUGGAGUUUCUCAUUGUUUGAACUGUUUUUUUUAAAAAUCCUAUUUAUUAAAUAAAAUGUGUGUUUUAUAUGUGUGCAAAUAAAUACCUGUGAGACCAAA
This is a messenger RNA of Notechis scutatus (mainland tiger snake), 565 nucleotides long. It is a transcript of the gene SVBP, whose product is annotated as small vasohibin binding protein. The record is from RefSeq and is a predicted model, not a curated record. Gene Ontology annotation, biological process: negative regulation of protein ubiquitination; protein secretion. Lineage: Eukaryota; Metazoa; Chordata; Lepidosauria; Squamata; Elapidae. Gene Ontology annotation, cellular component: apical part of cell.